Melozone crissalis (California towhee) is the source of this 2691-nucleotide messenger RNA. RefSeq names its product interleukin 17 receptor C (gene IL17RC). Lineage: Eukaryota; Metazoa; Chordata; Aves; Passeriformes; Passerellidae. The coding region runs from base 1 to 2691 and encodes 896 amino acids. The transcript is spliced from 17 exons. Gene Ontology annotation, molecular function: interleukin-17 receptor activity. The record is from RefSeq and is a predicted model, not a curated record.
AUGGCCGCAAGGGGUGCAGGGCGUGGUGCAGCCCUCCGAUUCUUUGGUGCCCUGGAGGACCGGGGGCUGCCCAGUGCUCUCUGCAGCACGGCGGGGCAAGAGGACGCACCCGCUUGGGCACAGCCUGUACCGGCACGGCUGCCACACCGUGUCCCACAGCCGCGGCGGCUGCCUGAGGCCAGCCUGGCACCGUGCCCGUGCCAUGGAGCCAGCUCGACCCUGUGGGGCCCCAAGCCCUCCGCAGGGGUGGCGGGACACGGAGCCCUCCGCGGCCGGUGCGGGAGCAGCAGGCCCCACCCAGGGCGGCUGCUGACGCCACGCAGGGAGCCGGGUGUCCGGGAUCGGAGCAGGAAGCGGGAGCCGCCGGCGGCGGUGGGGCCCGUGGAGUCGGGAGAGGGCUGCCGGGGAGCAGCCGGCGUGGGGCCGGGGCACCCCGAGGCCCCGGCCCCACCAUGCACGCACUGGGGCAGCUCCUGCUGGUGCUGGUGGCGGGGUCGGCGGGUGGCCGUGGGGACCCCCGCGACACCCUGGCCUGCUCCCAGGUGGGUUGGUGUCCAUAGCGCGCCGGCAUCGGGCACCUGGCACCACCGCCGGCCUCACCCCUGCCUCCCCCAGGGCCUCACCUGCCGCCUCUUGGACACCGAUGUGCUGUGCGGGACAGAGCCCCCGGGACCCCGGCAGGAGCUGGCCCUGGCCCGUCUGCGGCUGGAGCCGGCGCUGCGCUGCACCGAGCCCACGGCCUGUGCGCCCUGCCUGGAGGCACGGGUGCGCCUGGCCUUGGCACCGGCCACCGGCACCGCCGCCGAGUCCCCCCUCUCCGCGCAGCCGGGCACCGCUGGGUCAGAGGACAGCAGUGAUGGGGGACAGCGGUCACCAGCGACUGGGGCCACCCCGUCCCAGCCCAACGUUACUGGGCUGCUGCUGCUCGCUGGGCACACGUUUGCCUCAUCUCGCUGCGUGGCCGUGGAGGUCUGGGCACCCUUGGGGCCCGCACUGCGCGGCCGAACCGUGGGCUGGGUGAUCUUCCGGUGCUUCGAGGCGCCGCUGGGCUCCGAACUGCACAUCUCAGCAUACAUGAACUCACGGGGCCGGCAGAGGCUGAGCCAGCAGCAGCGGGUGCCAGACUGUUCGUGGCCCGCAGCACAGGAUGCUGUCCCACAGUGCCAAGUGCCCAGGCUGCGGGUCUCCCCGGGGCAGAAGGAGGUGGUUGUGGAGGUGGAGGGGGCAGCAGUAGGGCACAGCUACACACUCCGGCUCUACCACAACCAUAGCCAUGGCACCAGUGGGCCAGGGCGUGUGGUGACCAUGCAGAGCAGUCCCAUGAGCUAUGUCCUGCCCGCCGAUGAGGUGCUGCCCUGCCUCUGCCUGCAGGUCUGGCCGGAAACCCAGGACCCACUGCGGGCCACCCUGUGCCCCUUCUCUCAUGAUGCCGAGGCCUGGGAGCGACUGUGGGCGCGGAGCCGGCUGGUCCUGCACAUCGAGGGGCACGUGCUGACCUGCUCCCUCUCAGCCCCCUGCGACCUCCUGGCCGAGCUGGUGCCCUGCUGGCAGCCAGUACCCUCCAGGCCCUGCCAACCCCUGCCUGGCCUGCAGCAGCCUGCCGGGGGGAAGGGACCCCAGGAGUUCGGAGGGCUGCGGCCACACCCCAACCUCUGCGUGCAGGUGUGGAGUGGUGGGCAGGUCCGGCUGACCCAGUGCCUGCGGGACCGAGCGCUGCCCGGCCGCCCCGAUGACCUCCUGCUGCUGCAGCGUGGGGGGAAUGCCUCACUGUGUGCCAUGGAGAGGGGUGCCUGCACACCCCUGGCCAGCUUCACCAGCAGGGGAGCAGGGCACCCUGGGCUGCUGGAGCAGGAUCUGCAGCAGGAUGUGGCAGGGGGGCAGUGCCAGCAGCUGUGGCACCCAUUGAACAGAACUGGGGUUACACUCUGGGCCUGUCCCCUGCACAAGUACCUGCGUACCCACUGGGCCCUGGUGUGGAUGGGGGUGCUGCUGGGAGCUGCCUGUCUCCUGCUGCUGCUCUUGAUGAAGAAGGAGGACAUGAAAGGAUGGCUGAAAUCCCUGAGGGCUGGCUAUGGCUCCAGUGGUCCGCUGCAGGGCCGGCGGGCCCUGCUGGUGCACGCAGCAGAGCCGGUGGCGGAGCGGGCAGCGUGUGCCUUGAUGGCAGCUCUGCACUCCCUGGGGCUGGCGGUGGUGGCGGCGCCGGGAGGUGGCAGCGGGGUGGCAGCUCUGGGGCCGCUGCCCUGGCUGCACGCCCAGCACCACCGGGCGCUGCGUGACAGCGACACCAUCAUCCUCCUCCUCUCUCCGGCAGCCGUGGCUGCUGCACAGCAGUGGGACGCCGGGGCCAGGGUUGUGCCGGAGUCCGGGGCCGCUGAAAGCAGCCUCGGGCCCCGGCACAGCCCUGACCCUGGCGAUGUCCCCGCUGUGGCACCCUGCGAGGUGUUUGCGGCGGCUCUGUCCUGCGCCAUGCCGGUGUUGGCGGUGGCCCAGGGGCACUACGUGGUGGCCCGGCUGGAGGCCCUGGUGCCGGCAGUGCCCCCAGCGCUGCGGGCAGCCCCUGCCUUCGCCCUGCCCGCCGACAUGGAGCGGUUCUUGCAGGCGCUGGCGGGCCCAGCUCGGCACAGGGGCCGGUGUCUGGAGCCACACGUGGCGGCCGUGGCCGAGGCUCUGCAGCGGGCGGUAGGAGAAUAA